AUGAGGUAUUUGGAGCAACGUCAUCACCACGCGGUCGAGGCUAACUUCCACUCUGAGAAUGAAAUAGGCGACCAGGAUACCAAGAGGUCCAACAGCAUAAAUAGCCACGACGAAGCGCUCGAGGUCAUAUUCGAAGGCGGCAGUAUUCAUAGGCGCAAAGCCUCCUUAGCAUCUGCGCUUCCGCACUCAAACUUCGGUAACAUGAGUGCUCGGCCAGGUCACGACCGCCGCAACACAUCGUGCAUAGUCCACGAACUACUCGAGAAGCAAGAUGGUGUACCAUCUAGAGAUCACGACCAGUCCUACGAAGGGCUUGCCCAAGAGCGCUUGAUGGACAAAGACCCACAUUCGCACGCGCAAGAGACACAACAUUCGCGUUUGUUGACGAAAAAGCAAAUAUCGGACAUGGCGUUUGGAAUCCGAGAGCUAUCGAAGAAGCUGGCACAGAUCCGCCUGAAGCUGCACGUCAAAAACAUCUUCAUCCUUGGAAAGGCACACGACGAAAGUCUGAUCAAGAACACGAGGGAAACAACUGAUUGGCUUUUGACAAAGGACCCUAGGUACAAGGUGUACGUCGAGCAUACUCUGGAGGACAACAAGAUCUUUGAUAAAGAAAGAUUACUCGAGAAGAACCCUUCGUACGAUGGACGCCUAAAGUUUUGGACAAACGAGUUGUGUGAGCAGAAGCCACAGACUUUCGACAUUGUCCUUGCACUUGGUGGUGAUGGUACCGUUCUAUACUCAUCAUGGCUAUUCCAGCGCGUAGUCCCCCCUGUUCUUGCUUUCUCUCUCGGAUCGCUCGGCUUCCUCACCAAAUUUGAUUACGAACUCUACCCACAAACUCUCUCUCGCGCAUUCGAAGAGGGCAUCACCGUAAACCUGCGCUUGCGUUUCGAGGCAACGGUUAUGCGAUCACAAACACGCGAUAGCGAGGGCCAGCCAGACCUUGUGGAGCAGCUGAUUGGGGAAGAAGCCGAGGAUCAUCACACACACAAGCCGGAUGGCACCUACAAUAUCUUGAACGAGGUGGUGGUAGACCGUGGUCCAAACCCAACGAUGUCGUCGAUCGAGCUGUUUGGCGAUGACGAGCAUUUUACGACUGUGCAGGCAGACGGUAUCUGCGUAUCGACACCCACUGGCUCGACUGCAUACAACCUAGCAGCAGGAGGCUCGCUCUGCCACCCAGACAACCCUGUGAUUCUGGUCACAGCUAUUUGUGCUCACACUCUGUCCUUCCGACCAAUCAUUUUGCCAGACACAAUAGUACUGCGUUGUGGAGUGCCAUAUGAUGCAAGGACAAGCUCGUGGGCAAGCUUUGAUGGGAGAGAAAGAGUCGAGCUCAAGCCCGGGGACUACGUGACAAUCAGCGCGAGCAGAUUUCCGUUCCCGUGCGUGCUGCCUAUGGACAGGAGGAAAACAGAUUGGAUCAACAGCAUCUCGAGGACGCUGCAGUGGAAUAGCCGGGAUAAGCCCAAAGCCUUCAAGGAGUGGAAAGAGUAG
Didymella exigua CBS 183.55 is the source of this 1500-nucleotide messenger RNA. RefSeq names its product ATP-NAD kinase. The transcript is spliced from 3 exons. NCBI's taxonomy places the organism in Eukaryota, Fungi, Ascomycota, Dothideomycetes, Pleosporales, Didymellaceae. The record is from RefSeq and is a predicted model, not a curated record. Gene Ontology annotation, biological process: NADP+ biosynthetic process; NAD+ metabolic process. The coding region runs from base 1 to 1500 and encodes 499 amino acids. Gene Ontology annotation, molecular function: NAD+ kinase activity.